Molecule: messenger RNA, 1134 nt
Organism: Adineta steineri
Lineage: Eukaryota; Metazoa; Rotifera; Eurotatoria; Adinetida; Adinetidae
Source: the annotation of a GenBank genome assembly
AUGAUAGCAACUACAAAUUAUGCUCGGAUAAAUUGGAUAACAUGUGUUGCACUUGCAAUACUUGGUCUAUCAAUUAGUACAAUCGUCAUUCUGUCAUUGAUUCCAGUCUAUUUAGAAGAUGAUUCCACAAAUAAAACAACAACAACAACAACUACAACAAAAGCACCAACAGGAAAAAGAUCAGUUUAUAUAGCAAGAGAUUUAGCAUUUACAUUUAAAAAUUCUCCAGCAAAACAUAAACGAUCUCUUCAAAAUACUAAUUCAGUAUUUGUACCAACAUCGCUAAUGAUUAAAUCAAUUCAGAAUGAAUUAAAUAUUGUACUGAAUGAUAUUAGUGCAGAAUGUAUUAUUACUAAUGCAACAAUGGCAUCAGAAAACCAUUUAAUACUAGCCUUACAAAUUUAUUUUCAUAAAAAAUAUCUUAUUUCUUAUAUAUCACGAGCAAAAUUAAUCGAACAAGUCUUAACAAAAUAUGAAAGUUUAAUAAUUUAUAAACAAUAUUAUGAUGAUUGUAAGAAAAAUCCGAUUACUAUUGAUCAAACUGUAAUGAUGUUACAAGCGAAUUCAAAUAGAUUUUAUAAAAUUUCUGGACCAAUUCAAAAACCUAUUGAUUCAAUUAAUCAACAAACUGAUGCAUGUCAACCCAUUCAAGCGACCAUUGCUGAACCACGAAAAUGUAUUCAGAUGGCAUCUGAUGAAUUUAAAUAUACAAUACAAGGUGACUAUUCGUCAGAUUAUAAAUAUUAUUGUUUUGAUUGGAAAGUAACAAAGAAAUGGAACACAUUCUUAUUAUCAUUUGAUUUCAAUACUAAUAAUCAAAAUUAUGUUUAUAUUGACGAUGUAACAUUUAAUUCAACAUUGAAUUUAAUUCAAAAUGGAGAUUUUGAAAUAAUAAAUGAUCAUGUAUGGAAGUGUCCGGGAACUUGUUAUCUUGAUUAUGUAAAAGAUAAUCCAAAAUCUGGUCAACUUAGUUUUCGUGCAUAUGGUAAAUUUUCUCUGACACAAUUAGUGCCAAAAUCAAUUGGUGGGGAUGAUAAUGAACUUUAUCAUUUUGGUUUUUGGUUGAAAUUGAAUUGUACUACGAUCAAUCCAUGUACAAUAAUUACUAAUAUUAAUACACCAGUUCUAGUAUAA